UUAAACCAGAUUCUCAAUAAUUAUGCAGCCAAGAUGGGCAAACAAAGCUCCCUCCAAUCAUCCCUCCGUAUAAUCAUCCCACUUGGCGCGAUCGACCUUGGCAAAGAAAUCCACCGCAGCCCACCUGCGCCAGCACACUCUAUCAGCUUCAUCUCUCGGUGCUGAAUCAAUACAUCAAGUGCCUAUUCUCCAUCUGAGAACUGUCAGACAUGGCCCAAAGAGUGAAUGCGGGCAUCAGACCCGUCCUGCUCGUCCUGGGACUGCUGCUAGUUUUGCUCCCCGCACAGGUCCACGCUUUUGGUGCUGGCAACAUCGCGUCGAUUUCCACCGUCGAGGGCAAGAACUGGCGCCAUGGUGAUAUCGAGGAUACGCUCAAGACUAUCGCCUUUAUCAAGGGCCUCAAGUGGACUUCUAUGAACGUGAAGCGGGUUUAUUUUGGGAACUGGCUGCGGGAUUAUUCCCAGGCGAUGGAUGUGGGUACCCUCAAAAGUGUACCGGCUGACACGAUCCGGAUCCUCGUCUGGGUCCUUUCGUUCAUGACCUUUGGUUACGCAACGGCCGAAUUCGAGGUGACUUCGGAGAGAUUGGGCGUGUAUCGUCCUGAGGAACAUAUCGAUAACCCCAAAGGCUACGCGGACGAUAAAGAUGCUCGCCAGUAUGAUUCGCGCCUACGCCCUCCCAUCCGCCAAAUCGAGCUCGAAAUCGAUCCAGACACCGGCAUGAAAAAUUACAUUGCCAACGAGCGAGGCGACUGGGCGACCAGCUCCGGCUAUAUCAGAUACAGUUUGGCCAGGAGUAUUCACUACGGCAGAUCGUAUACAAGUGGCUCCAACAAAGGGCGAGAGGAGGAUCUUUGCGAGGCUUUGCGAUGUCUGGGCCAAGGUCUUCAUACGCUGGAGGAUUUUGCGGCACAUACCAACUACUGCGAACUGGCUAUUCGGGAGAUGGGCUUCCUCAACGUCUUCCCGCACACUGGAACAGCAACGCAGGUGAAUGUUCGAGGUCGUCGCAUCUUCCCGCUUGUGACGGGUACCUUUGGCAUGGUGGACUUUCUCCAUUCCAUGCUCGGAGAGGCUACUGAUCAUGUCACCCAGUCCGAGGUCGAUGAAAUGGAUGUUGCCCUUGGAGAUGCUCAGACAAAUUCAUCGGCCGGCGCUCUAGGCUCCUUGAUAUCUUCCUUGAAGAGUAUACCCGGAGCCGGUGAUCUUGUUUCCGAAGCGGAACAGCUCCAGCAGGACUCCGACUCCCAGACCGCUGCAAACUCUUCUGGAUAUGCUAGCUACGGAGGCUCCAGAGGCUUCGAUGAUACCUGGAGCGGCAGUCGAGGUAUAAGUGGUGCCGACGAGUUUACAAGGGCAUCCGAGACCAACACACAGCCUCAGUAUGGCGCACCAGACUUUGAUCCCCAAAAGAUCGUGUCUCGAAUCUAUCCCAUCUUCGCCUUCAGAGACAAAGUCGUCCGGAGACUCUCCGCCAUCGUCGAAAAGAUCCCCGGUCUGGAAGCCCUCGUGGAAAAAAUCUCCGAGCUAUUAACGGUCUUCGUGAUGUCUCUUCUAGCCCCCUUCGUUCGCCCGCUUUUAAACUUCGCCACUAAACAACUACAAACCGGCUCGUCCGGCGUCCUCCAAGCCUCGGGUCAGCAUCAAUUCGAACCCUGGACGGAUCCCAUGUGCACGGAUCCCACGCACUCGCUCCUUUCCAAGGACCACUUCUCCAACAUCCUCAACGAACCCGCCGGCAACGUGGCAUCGGCAAUCCUGAAAUACGUUGUUCCCCGCGUGCUGUACGCAUGGGAACACCCCGGCGUCUCCGAGCAGCAGGUUCUAAAUGACUGUCUCCAGGUCCUUCACCACCCGGGCCUAAGGGAUAUGCGCAAUGAAGCCCACCGGGUCAUGUUCGAGGCUGUCGAGCAGUGGGUGAAUUCAAGACCAGACCGUGGAGCCAGCCUCGAUCAGAUCCUCAGCGCUGAGGGUGUGAAAACGGGUAAAAACAACGGAGGCAAGAUCGGUCACUCUCAUGGUGGAAGUGCAAGCGCACCACCACCACCACCAUCAGUGCCGCCUGUUGAUCAUCAGCCUCAGCAUACCUCUCAAUAUUAUUCUUCAGAUUACCCUGCUCCCGCUCCCGCUCAAACUAGCCACCAUGGCCACGACGACUAUGGUGGUUCCAGGUAUACAUCCGAAUCAGGAUCUGAAUACUACCCUAGUCAUGAAUUUGGAUAUGGCCGUCCCCACGAAUAUUCACAGUGGCAGCAGCAACCAGUAUAUGAGAACGAACCGGAAUCCGGGGACGCUUAUAGCCAGAGCUAUAGACACAGUCACAGACGUGAUGAUGGUUACGAUAGCUACGGCCAGGAUGAUGGUCAUAGACAUCGUCAUGGCCACAGCCACAGCCAUAGUCACAGUAGUGAACACAGUCACAGUCAUCGUCAUCGCCACGACUACGACGACGACCAGUACGAGUCGAGACCCAGUGACUACGAGACGGGGUACGAAACCAGAACUAGGUACUACUACUAGGUUCUAUCUUGGAAUUGCACCUACAUGCCUACCUACCUACCUAGGUGCCUUAGUACUCAGGACGUGUUUAUAUUUUCAAGCAGGGAGGAAAUAGUUAUGAAUCUAUUGGUUAUUUGUCCGCUGCUGUAUUUUAUUUAUUCAAUGGGCAUUGACAUUGGCUCUUAGUAUCCUGAUACCAUAUGAAAUUUACGAAUGAUAUGUUGGAAUGAGCUUUUGGGUUUCGAUUUCAAUAGUAAAACUCAUACUCAUUAUUCAAUAGUACUACGAAGUACAUGAGACUGUAUCCAAUUCUGUUCCCGUAGACUUGCAAUCAGUUU
Molecule: messenger RNA, 2836 nt
Organism: Monascus purpureus
Lineage: Eukaryota; Fungi; Ascomycota; Eurotiomycetes; Eurotiales; Aspergillaceae
Source: the annotation of a GenBank genome assembly